CUGUCAGAAGUACGGAGGAGGGAAAGUAAGCUAGCUCCUGUAGUGACAUCAGUUCAUUCACGUUAGCUCCUCGGAGGCACGGAGUGAGUGGGAGGGUCUGUCGGCAUGCUAACACCUCUUCAGGCUUAGGAGUUUUAACAGUGAGGAGGUAAUUGCCACAAGUGCGGAUUACCGACAGCUCUCAGGUGACCGGACCGAUGAGAUGAUACUAAAACACAGCAGCAGUCCUCUUCUGCUCACCGUCACCUGCAUGUGCUUCUCAGGAGGGUUGCUGUGGUCCUACCAAGAAGAGGAUGUCACUGACGGUGGAGAGUGCUCGGAAAAUAACAUUUCCACAACAAAGUACCCCUGCAUGAAGUCAACUGGAGAAGUUACAACGUGUUACAGAAAAACAUGUUGCAAAGGCUUCAAGUUUGUGUUGGGCCAAUGCAUUCCUGAAGACUUUGAUGUGUGUGCUGGCGCCCCCUGUGAACAACAGUGCACUGACCAUUUUGGGCGAGUCGUGUGCACCUGUUACCCUGGUUACCGCUACGAUCGGGAACGCCACAGAAACCGACAGAGGCCUUACUGUUUGGACAUUGAUGAAUGUGCAGACAAAAACGUCUCUGCAUGCUCUCAGACCUGCGUGAAUUCUGUGGGGAGCUACAGGUGUGAGUGUGAGAAAGGCUAUUUCCUUGAAGAAGAUGGUAAAACAUGCACCAAGGGGGAGAGAGCAGUGCAUCUCUUUGAGAAAUCUGACAAUGUUAUGAAUGCUGGGACCUGCUCAGCCACAUGUGAUGAUUUCCUUCAGAUCAAGACAUCUGUUCUGCAGCUAAAGCAGAAGAUGGCCAUGCUGUCAAACAGUGCCGAUGUCCCCGAGCAGAUGACCAGCGAGAAAAUCCUGACGUCGCCCAUAUAUUUACCAGGGCCCCAAGGUCUCCAAGGACCUCCAGGAGAUCCAGGACCAGCAGGGCCUCCAGGCCUCAUGGGACUGGUGGGGGCCCCUGGGCCUCCUGGUCCAAGAGGCUUGAUGGGGCCAACUGGACCCACACCAGACCUGUCCCACAUCAAACGUGGCCCCCGAGGAGCAGUGGGGCCUCCAGGAGCACCAGGAAAAGAUGGCCUAAAGGGGGAUAGGGGAGCUCCUGGGCCUGUCGGACCACCAGGUCCUCCAGGAUCCUUUGACUUCUUGCUCCUGCUGAUGGCAGACAUCCGAAACGACAUCGCUGACCUGCAGAGUAAGGUGUACGGUCGGCCGAUGCACUCUCCAGGGGAGGACUUUCCCUCCGUCCCUGACAGCUGGAGGGACAACCAGGACAAUCUGGACACAGGCUCAGGAGAGGAAUACAGGGAACCCCCACCACGAACAGGUGGGGGACCUAAGAGGAAAAGGAAACCAGUACAAGACAGAACAGACUUUGACUGGAAUAUUUGAAGAUGGUGAGUUUGAAUGAGUAGUGCCAGGUGUAAAUAAUGAGAUGUUUUCUUUUUUAUUUAACUGUUUUUAAAUAGAAUGAACUGUAAAGUUUUGAUCACAGAUUUUUAUUUUUAUAUAAUACUUGGAUUUUGUGUGUAUAUUUUUAACAGAAGACUGUGCAGAUCUGUUUUUUAUGGUUUUGAAUUUUCAGAAACACAUGGCUCCUUCACAGCACAUUAAACAAGUCUCUCAUUAAA
Messenger RNA from Cheilinus undulatus (humphead wrasse), 1653 nucleotides. RefSeq names its product collagen and calcium binding EGF domains 1 (gene ccbe1). The record is from RefSeq and is a predicted model, not a curated record. Gene Ontology annotation, molecular function: calcium ion binding. The coding region runs from base 203 to 1414 and encodes 403 amino acids. The transcript has 11 exons. Lineage: Eukaryota; Metazoa; Chordata; Actinopteri; Labriformes; Labridae.